AUGGCAGCUCCACUACAGCGCUCUCUCACUAGAGCGUCAGCUGCGCAAAUAUGUAACACCUACACCCUCCUGCUCCCAGCGAGCUACCGGACCUUCUCCGUGCUCAAUCGCCCACCGCCCAAAUAUGAGGGCCACAUACCGCUCACCAGAGUCGAGCGCGGCGCCCUAGCAGUCGGCUCAGCAGUAAUGUCUCUCUUCAACCCUCGACGAGCAGACCUCAUAGCCGCCCUCGGCGAAGCAACCGCCCAACCCUACUUCAUCUACCGCCUGCGGGACGCCAUGCUCCGCUCCCCCACAGGCCGACGGAUCCUGCGAGACCGCCCACGCAUAUCCUCCAAAACCAUGUCCGUCGAGUACCUGCGCAGCCUCCCCGAGAACUCCGUCGGCCGCGCCUAUGUCGGCUGGCUCGACCGCGAGGGCGUAAGCCCUGACACCCGCUCAGCCGUCCAAUACAUAGACGACGAGGAGUGCGCGUACGUGAUGCAGCGCUACCGCGAAUGUCAUGACUUUUACCACGCGCUGUGCGGGCUGCCUGUAUUCAGGGAGGGCGAGGUGGCGCUCAAGGCGUUCGAGUUUGCGAACACGCUCUUGCCGAUGACGGGGCUCAGCGUGUUUGCGGUGACGACCUUGAAGAAGAAGGAGAGGGAGCGAUUUUGGCAGAUCUAUGGGCCGUGGGCGGUGGAGAACGGGGUCAAGGCUAAGGAGGUUAUUAAUGUGUAUUGGGAAGAGUGGUUGGAGAGGGAUGUGGAGGAGUUGAGGGCGGAGUUGGGGAUUGAGAAACCGCCAGACUUGAGGGGCAUCAGGGCUGUGGAGAAGGAGAAAAGGAGAAAGGAGAAGGAGAGGAGAGAGGGGGUGGGUGCAGCUGCUGAUUAG
Messenger RNA from Coniosporium apollinis CBS 100218, 873 nucleotides. RefSeq names its product ubiquinone biosynthesis protein COQ4, mitochondrial. The record is from RefSeq and is a predicted model, not a curated record. The transcript is spliced from 2 exons. NCBI's taxonomy places the organism in Eukaryota, Fungi, Ascomycota, Dothideomycetes. The coding region runs from base 1 to 873 and encodes 290 amino acids. Gene Ontology annotation, cellular component: mitochondrial inner membrane; mitochondrion. Gene Ontology annotation, biological process: ubiquinone biosynthetic process.